Messenger RNA from Pyrenophora tritici-repentis Pt-1C-BFP, 1731 nucleotides. NCBI's taxonomy places the organism in Eukaryota, Fungi, Ascomycota, Dothideomycetes, Pleosporales, Pleosporaceae. The record is from RefSeq and is a predicted model, not a curated record.
AUGAAGUACUCCAUCUCUUUCCUCACGCUGCUUUCAGCCUCCUUCGUUGGAGCAGCCCCGGUAGCUUUCCCAGGCAACGAACCAGUGCUCACGCCUCGCGCCAGCAGUGUCGGUCUGCCUCGAUUCGGCGAGCAGGCCCUAAAGUCGCGUGGUGCGCUUUUAGCCGUACGCAGCGAUGUUAAAGCUGCCCUUGAAAGUGCCAAAGAAGGCGCCCAGAACGCCAACCAACGCGCCGCCCGACGAGCCGCUCUUGACCUGCAACUUGGUCCGCCAAGAUUCGAUGAUUCCUCUUCCAUUCAAAAUAGGAACGCUGUCGUCCAAGAUGCCGCUGCUGCCACUCCUGAGACCCCUGCCGCCGCUCCUGCUGCCGAAGCACCUGCUGCGGAGGCACCUGCUGCGGAGGCACCUGCUGCGGAGGCACCUGCUGCGGAGGCACCUGCUGCGGAGGCACCUGCUGCGGAGGCACCUGCUGCGGAGGCUCCUGCUGCUGCGGAUCCUGCUGCCACACCCCCUGCUGUUGUUGCCCCUGCCGCGGGUAAUGAAACCGCAGAAGCAGGUGCCGGCGCGGGUAAAGCCAAUAAGGAGGGCAUGAAGCACGGUAAGGGAAAGGGCAAGAAGCAUGGCAAGAAGCACGGCAAGAAGCAUGGCAAGGGCAAGGGCAAGCAGGACGACGCUGCUGCUGGAGGUGCUGCUAAUGGUACUGCACCAGCUGUUCCUGCUGCGGGAGCCGAAGAGGGAGCAGGAGCUGCUGAAGGAGCCGGAGAGGGAGCCGGAAAGGAAGCCGGAGAAGGAGCAGGAGCUGCUGAAGGAGCUGGAAAAGAAGCCGGUGCUGCUGCAGGAGCCGGAGAGGGAGCUGGAGCUGAAGCUGGAAAGGAAGCAGGAGCUGGAAAGGAAGCCGGUGCUGCUGAAGGAGCUGGAAAAGAAGCCGGUGCUGCUGCAGGAGCCGGAGAGGGAGCUGGAGCUGAAGCUGGAAAGGAAGCUGAAGGAGCUGGAAAAGAAGCCGGUGCUGCUGCAGGAGCCGGAGAGGGAGCUGGAGCUGAAGCUGGAAAGGAAGCUGGAGCCGGAAAGGAAGCAGGAGCUGCUGAAGGAGCUGGAAAAGAAGCCGGUGCUGCUGCAGGAGAGGGAGCUGGAGCUGAAGCUGGAAAGGAAGCAGGAGCUGGAAAGGAAGCCGGUGCUGCUGCAGGACACGCCGACAAUGCUGCUGCUGCCAACGGCAUGGGCAUGGGCAAGGGCAAGGACGCAAAAGAAGCUCCCGCCGCUGCUGAACCUGCCACUGCUGCUGCCCCCGCACAUGCUGCACGGUCUAUUGAGGACGAUGAAGAGACUGUCGACAUCGAGACCCGCUCUCCCAAGGGCAAGGGUAAGGGCAAGGCUGCCGCUCCAGCUGCCCCGGUUGCCACUGCACCUGCUGCACCCGCUGCACCCGCUGCUCCUAUUGAAAACAUUGCCCCUGCAGCUGCACGCUCUAUCGACAUCGAGACCCGCUCUCCAAAGGGCAAAGGCAAGGGCAAGGCUGCCGCUCCAGCUGCCCCGGCUGCUGCACCCGCUGCCCCUGUUGAAAACGCUGCCCCUGCAGCUGCACGCUCUAUCGAUAUCGAGACCCGCUCUCCAAAGGGCAAGGGCAAGGGCAAGGGCAAGGCUGCCGCUCCGGCUGCUGCACCCGCCGCCGCCGCCCCUGCACCUGCUGCCGCCGCUGCUGCUAAGAGAAACGCUUUUGCUUUCAAAGCUUGA